GUCAGUCUGGCCAGCAUGUAGCGUCAGAGGGACUCAUUUAAUGAGCAAAAGGACUCAAUAGGAAGCAGAGAGAAAAGAUUAAUGUGGGUCGUGUAAGAAACAACAACCACAGUCCCAGCUUUGAAUUCUUUCUUCCAGACUUUCUUUGCGCGCAGUGAAGAGAUGGGAGCAGUGCGCCCGGAGCGGAGCGCUCUGCCGCGGCUUUGUCUCCUUCUCCUCCCGAUCCUCAUCCUUGGUUUCUCCGUGUCCCCAUCCGCGGCCUGGGACCUGGUUCUCCUGCACACCAACGACGUGCACGCUCGAGUAGAAGAGACCAGCGAGGUCUCUGGGAAAUGCGGCGGCAGCAGCAGCGAGUGUUUCGCCGGCGUGGCCCGCAGAGCGACGGAGAUCAAGCGGAUCCGCGGCACCGAGAGCAACGUGCUGCUGCUGGACGCCGGGGACCAGUUCCAGGGGACCGUGUGGUUCAACUACUACAAGGGAGCCGAGGCGGCACACUUCAUGAACAAACUGCGUUAUGACGCCAUGGUUUUUGGAAACCACGAGUUUGACAACGGAGUGGAGGGACUCAUGAAGCCGUUCCUGCAGCAGAUCCGGUGUCCUGUCCUCAGCGCCAACAUCAAACCAGACCAAACUCUGGCCUCGACGUUCGGCACCUCUUUUUUACCUUAUAAGAUCCUCACGGUGGGCGGCGAGAGGGUCGGCGUGGUGGGUUACACAUCCCAGGAAACGCCUGCUCUGUCCAAACCCGGACCACACCUGCACUUUGAGAACGAGGUGACGGCCCUGCAGCAUCAUGUGGACAAACUGCAGACGCUGGGGGUGAAUAAGAUCAUCGCUCUGGGUCACUCAGGCUUCACCAUGGACCAGGAGAUUGCCAAGAAGGUCCGCGGAGUCGACGUGGUCAUCGGUGGACACAGCAACACGUUCCUCUAUACAGGAACCCCUCCUUCGUCUGAAGUCCCUGCAGGGCACUAUCCGUUCAUGGUGAACUCAGACGACGGGCGGAAGGUUCCUGUCGUGCAGGCCUACGCCUUUGGAAAAUAUCUGGGUUAUCUUAAAGUGACCUUUGACAAUGCUGGGAAUGUGCAGAAGUCCACGGGAAACCCCAUUCUGCUGGACGGGACCAUCCCACAGGAUCCGGACGUUCUUGCCGACGUGGAAGAAUGGAAAAAGAAUCUGUCCAACUUCUCGUCUCAGACGGUGGGGAAGACCCUGGUCUUCCUGAACGGGACCACGGAGGAGUGUCGCUUUCGGGAGUGCAACCUGGGAAACCUGAUCUGUGACGCCAUGAUCGACAACAACAUCAGGUCUGCAGACUCUCUGCGAUGGAACCACGUCAGCGCCUGCAUGUUCAACGGAGGGGGGGUCCGCACAUCUGUGGACGAACGCACCAGAAAUGGCUUGAUCACCAUGGAGGACCUGAUCUCCGUCUUACCUUUCGGGGGAACCUUCGACCUGGUGCAGCUGAAAGGCUCCACGCUGUUUAAAGCCUUCGAACACUCAGUGAGACUCUACGGCCAGAGCAGGGGAGAGUUCCUCCAAGUGUCCGGAUUUCGUGUAGAGUUUGACUUCUCCAAACCCAAGGGGCAUCUGGUGAAGAGCCUCAGCAUCCUCUGCACAACGUGUCGAGUUCCUAGCUACGAACCGGUUCAGGAGGAGGCGGUUUACAGAGUGGUGGUGCCGUCCUACCUAGUGACGGGCGGCGACGGGUUCUCCAUGAUCCCAAAGGAGAUGCUCAAACACGACAGCGGGGAUUUGGACAUUUCAGUUUUGUCCUCCUACAUCAAGAAAAAACAGAUAAUUUAUACGCCAGUUGAAGGACGCAUCAAGUUCUACAACUCAGCUUCGGGUCGAAACGCUCCGCUGGUUUUACUGGUUGUACUGGGACUGCUGUGGACUCUGUGUGGGACUGUUUAGGGGGGACUUUACCC
Etheostoma cragini (Arkansas darter) is the source of this 1931-nucleotide messenger RNA. RefSeq names its product 5'-nucleotidase, ecto (CD73) (gene nt5e). Gene Ontology annotation, cellular component: plasma membrane. Gene Ontology annotation, biological process: AMP catabolic process. Bases 163 to 1917 code for a protein of 584 amino acids. The record is from RefSeq and is a predicted model, not a curated record. Gene Ontology annotation, molecular function: 5'-nucleotidase activity; nucleotide binding; metal ion binding. Lineage: Eukaryota; Metazoa; Chordata; Actinopteri; Perciformes; Percidae. The transcript has 9 exons.